This is a messenger RNA of Pararge aegeria (speckled wood butterfly), 1174 nucleotides long. RefSeq names its product tRNA (cytosine(38)-C(5))-methyltransferase (gene Mt2). The transcript has 3 exons. NCBI's taxonomy places the organism in Eukaryota, Metazoa, Arthropoda, Insecta, Lepidoptera, Nymphalidae. Gene Ontology annotation, molecular function: methyltransferase activity. The record is from RefSeq and is a predicted model, not a curated record. The coding region runs from base 178 to 1173 and encodes 331 amino acids.
CAAUCGCCACAGAUGUUUUUUGAGCCAAUAAACAAAAUAAAUGUGUUUUAUUUGGCCACUGACUCGUUUAAUUUUUCAGUAUUUUGUAAAUGAAAUGUUAAAAAAUUUUGGAAAAACUUAACAAUCCCCCACUUUUAAAUAAACUUUAAUUUAAAUCAAUCAAACCUAAUAGCCACAAUGCACAGAAUCUUAGAACUUUACAGUGGUAUAGGUGGCAUGCACUGUGCAUGGAAAGAGUCACAGUUAGAUGGUGAAGUAGUAUUAGCAGUUGACAUAAAUACUGUUGCAAAUGAAGUUUAUACACACAACUUUCCUGAAACAUGUCUGUCAAACCGAAAUAUUCAAUCAUUUACUUCAAAGGAAAUAGAAAAACUUAAUGUGAACACAGUGCUAAUGUCUCCACCAUGUCAACCGUUUACUAGAAAUGGUAAAUACUUGGAUGUAAAUGAUCCUCGAACCGAUUCAUUUACUUACCUGAUACAGUUGCUUUGUGAAUUAAAUAAUAUUGAAUAUAUAUUAAUGGAAAAUGUCAAGGGUUUUGAAUGUUCAACUGUUAGAAAUUUAUUUAUAGAUUCAUUAAAGGCAUGUGGAUUUAGUUAUCAGGAAUUCCUUCUAUGUCCUACCAAAGUUGGUGUUCCAAAUUCUAGGUUAAGGUAUUAUUGUAUUGCCAGAAGAAGUGUUUCAGAAUGGCAUUUUAAAAGAAAGGAAGACAUUAUCACCAGUUUGCCUUGUGACUAUGGUCUUCCAAAUAUGCUUGAAGAAAUAUUACAAAAGGAGGUACCGGAUAAAUACUUACUAAAUGAAAAGAUGUUGAAGAGAGCAAAUGUAUUGGAUAUAUGCUACAAGCAUUCUAGAAGAUCUUGUUGCUUUACAAAAUCUUAUACUCAUUAUUUGGAUGGAACAGGCUCAGUUUAUACCAAUUCAAAUGAGGAUCAUGUUGAAAAAUGUUACAAAGUAGCCAAUACUUUUGAUGUAGGCAGUGAAAAGUUUAUCGAGUUAUUUAAAGAACUUAAGUUAAGAUUCUUUACACCUUAUGAAGUUCUUAGACUAAUGAGUUUUCCUCAAAACUAUGAAUUUCCAGAAAACAUAACAAUGAAGCAAUGUUACAGGUUAUUGGGUAACAGUGUAAAUGUUAAAGUUAUAGGUGAACUUUUGAAGAUACUUUUUGAUUAAU